GGCGUUCCACUAACACCCGCACACACCCCCACCCCAGUGCAAGUCAAGAACAGAGUGCAAGACAAAGACAAAUCAGGCCGGAUCGAUCUACCUAAAGUAACCUCUUCCUUUGUACAGGUCGAACUCAAGACACACGCAUAUCUAACAGCACUACUGGGAUUCUCUUUUAAAGCAACAUGUCACAGUUCAGCACUCUCUCAGUGCGUGAGAGGAAGAAGCAGGCAGCUGCCCUUUGCCAUGAGGUCCAUGGUGGUGCCAACGGUUUUACUAUGGACCUGGGAAAGAAACUUUCCACUCCGAAAGACAUCAUGCUAGAGGAACUGUCUCUCUUGUCAAACCGAGGGUCACGUCUUUUUAAGAUGCGACAGCGGAGAUCAGACAAAUACACGUUUGAAAGCAUUCAGAAUGAAGCCAAUGCCAUGUUCAAUAAUGAAAAUCAAGACAAUGCAGAAAACUCAGCAAAUAAAGGAGAUGCAUCAAAAACACAAGCAAACCCUCAGGACAUUGCACCAGGAUAUGGAGGUCCACUGACAAACAUUCCUCCAGAGAGGUUUAAUGCCACAGCCAUGCCAAAAUCCUACCACUCCCCCUGGGAAGAGGCCAUCAUCAAUGACCCCACGCUGGCCGACACAAUAAAAGUUCACAUGCCAGUGCCUGAGCCUAAAACUGAGCUGCCUGACUACAAAAGCUUUAAUAGGGUGGCUACACCAUUUGGGGGUUUCGAAAAAGCCCCACGAGGGAUCACCUUUAAGCUUCCAGAGGUGGACUUGAAUGCUCCUCGGUACCCCGAGCUCCAGGAUCCUGCAGCCAAGCGACCCACUUUCAACAGGACUGCCCAGGGGUGGAUCUCCGAUGGCACGCCUCUCAUUUUACCCACUGUCUCUCUGGAGCCUUUUGAGAUCCCUGAGUCUGACGAUCUGUAACACAGAUUCAAGCCCUUCUUGUUACCCAAUCCCAAUGAGCCUGAUUGAGGUAUAGGGUGUGUGUAGAAGUCUAGUUUGUGUGUUAGCAUUCUUUGUAUUCUUUGAAGUGAAUUUUGAACUGCUGUUCUUGGUACUGCAAUUUCCACAUAUCAUUUUUGUAAGGGAUGCCUUAGAACUGAAGAUUUUUUAACACAAUAUGUGAGGCAGCAUUUAUAAUCCUCAUCAGAAUUAAACACUUAUGUUGGGUUGAAAUCCACAUAGCACAUUAUACUACAUAUGUGUUUAGUUAUAUCACCUAUCAUUACAACUCUAGGUAACCACAAACUCUGAAAAAUACAGUGUGGACUACCAUCAAAACACAGAAAUUAAUUUUUAUUUAUUGAUGAAGACUUGUACAAUUUGCAAAACAAUACGUAUAUAAAAGUGUAAGAAUAUACAUUGUGCAAUAAGUACAUUUAUUGAUACACUGACUAUGUUACAGUGAUUUUCACUAACAUCAUGCAUGAUUAUACUGUGAAACAUUACCAGUUUUCUAAGACUGCGUUCACAUUUAUGUAAUAUGUUUAGUACAACAUCAAAUACAUUUUAGGUUACUUUUUUUGUGGUGAAAUAUUUCGCACUCUAGAUUCUACGAAAUCUCACCGAGCUUUGUAGUAUAACAGUAAAAUCAAUCCUUUUACAUCUGAAAUCAGAAAUUGAUCAGAGAUAGAACAGCCAUGUAAAUACGGUAUAAUGUGCUGAAUGCCUGAAAUCUUGUUUGCACUGUAAAAAAAAGAAAAAGAAAAGAAAAACAUAUUAUUAAUAUAUAUUUCUGAAAAUUUGUUUUGUGCAAUGUAUUUCUGUCUUUUGGCUAAUGUUUAUCCUUAUAUUCACAGUGUUAGAACCUUUGCUUGUAGCUUUAAAAUAUAGUGUACACAAAUUGUCCACAUAAAAUGCAUAUUUAUUUCAAA
Messenger RNA from Carassius auratus (goldfish), 1873 nucleotides. RefSeq names its product myozenin 2b (gene myoz2b). The transcript has 6 exons. NCBI's taxonomy places the organism in Eukaryota, Metazoa, Chordata, Actinopteri, Cypriniformes, Cyprinidae. Gene Ontology annotation, molecular function: FATZ binding; actin binding; telethonin binding. The record is from RefSeq and is a predicted model, not a curated record. Bases 177 to 923 code for a protein of 248 amino acids. Gene Ontology annotation, cellular component: actin cytoskeleton; Z disc.